Messenger RNA from Esox lucius (northern pike), 3861 nucleotides. RefSeq lists its product as uncharacterized. Gene Ontology annotation, molecular function: protein binding. NCBI's taxonomy places the organism in Eukaryota, Metazoa, Chordata, Actinopteri, Esociformes, Esocidae. The record is from RefSeq and is a predicted model, not a curated record. The transcript has 17 exons. The coding region runs from base 86 to 2872 and encodes 928 amino acids.
UUAGUGCUGCUGGCAGAAUACUAGCCAAGCUGAAGAACAACAACACUAAAGAGACUCGUAGAUCAGAAUAACUGAAAUAGAAAGUAUGGAUUCCACUCCGACUAUCGGGGAGUUGUUCCGUACGCUGUGUGAGAUGGGCUUCACCGAGGAGCAGAUCCAGUCGGCCGUGCAGGCAGGGCACUUCUCUGUUCCCCAUGCAGCAGAGUGGCUCUUACAGGGCGAAAAUCUCAGACACAAACUGGUCAAAAAUCCCCCCCAGCCAGUUGGCUCUGCAUUCGCUGCAUUCAACCCUCCCAAAGAUGCCCCUUGCCUCUCAAGCACGUCACAGACAUCGCCCACGGGCAGUAGAGCCCCUUGCUUAGUCCUGGGAUGCCCACAGCCCUCCAGCCCACCCACAGCACCACCACCGCUGGAGUCUCGUAUCAGGCAAGACAAGAGUGAUUUUCAGGAGCAGCAAAGGCUCCGUGUGGCCAACGAGGCCAGGAACGAAAGGAAGCAGAAGAUUCAGGAGCGAGAGCUGGUGCUGAAGCGUAUUGCUGAGGACCGGAAGAGCUUACAGGAGAAGAAGACCCAGCCGAGCACCCCCUCCGAGACAACGUCCCCCCCUGGCAACAGUCAAGGCCAGAGACUAGGGGGUACGGUCCAGACUAACGUGGACAACAACUGCAUCCUCAUGAUCCGGCUGCCCUCUGGGGAGUCCAUGCGGGAGCGCUUCCCGGCCGACGCUCCACUGCGCAGCGUGAUAGAGCACAUCUCCGGGCGCCACCCCUCUCUGGCCUCCUUUUCCCUCCUCCAGGGCUUCCCACGGAAGCGCUUUGGAGAGGCAGAGCUGGCCUGCUCCCUGCGUUCUCUCGGCCUCACGCCCAAUGCCGCCCUCUGUAUCCAGACCACUCCCCCUGAGACCCCCCAGGACUCACCCAGCCCAACUGCACACGUCCUGACGGGCAUUGUGGAGGUGGCUUCACCGGCUGCGCCGCCGCCCGCUACACCUCCGCAGCCAGAGAUCCUGGAGGAGGAGGAAGGGGGGGAUUCUCCUGUUCUUCCCCCACCUCUGCCCCACCAGCUCUGGGAAGAGGCAGUGGGCUACGCUGGCCUCCCCGGGGUCGGCCCCCCAAUGACCAGGCCGUCUCACUCUUGGGGGCGGGGCCGGAAGCUAAUUCCUGGUGACGAAGAAGAGCCUGCCAGCUCAGAUGACGAAGAGAUGCCAGAGGAUGAGAUGGAGCUGCCCUUCCUCCAGAAUGCAGGUAUGCCCCGGUUACCAUUCUUCCCAGAGAACCGGCGUGGAGGGCCAGAGCCCAGGCACCAGUGGCCAGACCGGGGCAACAGGCUCCGGGAGGAUGCGGCAGAAGACCAGGUUCUAGGGCCAGAAGAGGCGGCAGGUCGCGUUGUGCCGGGGGCAGCCGCCCAGGCUGCAGUGGAGCGCCUCCAGAGAGCCGCCCAGAACGACCAACAGGCCGCGCAGGGCCACCCGUCCCCCCCGAAGAAACCCUUCAGGACACCCAGCGUGCCCUCCCUCUGUGUCAUGGCCACCCGGGCCACCGUCAACCUCAUGACAGCUCCCAGCAUGCAGUACAGCAGCAGCCUGUCCUGUCUGACUCCCGAGUUGGCUGAGCUCCUGCUCAGUCACAUGUCCCGCGAGAGGCUCCUUCGUCCGCGCACCCUGGAGCUCUUCUUCGGCUGCCCAAUGCAGAAGUUUAUCCUCAACUGCUACCCGUACUCCACCAACGAGCUGCUGCGGCAGCUCCGGGCGUUCACAGCACUGAAGCACCUUAGCCUGGUCAACUCUCCUCUCAUCACAGAUGCAGGCCUCUCUGUGCUCUCCAGCCUGCAAAAACUGCAACACCUGAACCUGGCCUCAUGUAGCAAGCUAACGGACUCGUGUCUGCAACACAUCACAGGCUUGAAGAGCUUGUCUUUUCUCUCCCUGGACCAGACCAAAGUAAGCGACGUGGGGAUGGUGCUGUACCUGCAGUCCGCACCCUCAUCUCUCACCCAGCUCAGCCUGAACCACACCUCUGUCACAGAGGCCACCCUGGCAGUGCUUCCUGUCUGUGUGCAACAGCUACGACUGCUUAGCAUCAAACACACUAAGGUGGUGGAUGUGUCAGCCCUGGCCCAGCUGCCUGUCCUACAGACCCUCUACCUGGACGGGACAGGGAUUAGCGAGGGCUCUCUGGAGCAUCUGGCCACCCACUCAUCCCUCUCUGCCUUAAGCUUGGCUGGAAUCGCUGUCGUAGACGGCAACCACGCCCUACAGAUCAUCUCUGGUCUCAAACUGACCCACCUGACCCUGCCUGGACGCCACUCGGUGACCAACGCUGGCAUGGCCUUCCUCUCCAGACUGUCCCUGCUGUCAGAGCUGGACCUGACCGACUACACUAACGUCACUGACCACGGAGUCACCCAGCUGGCCACCAUGACCAGGUUGAAGAAGCUGUCCCUCAGUAACACCCAGGUGACGGACGUAGCACUGCCCUCCCUGUGCAGUCUUCAGGAGCUGCUGGAGCUGUGUCUGGACCGCACGGCCAUCACCAGCCGAGGGGUAGCUGCCCUCGUCACUUGUCUGCCGCACCUUCAGGUCUUAGGCCUGGCCAGUACUCAGGUGGGCGACACAGUGGUGAGGAGAGGUCUGGUCCAUUGUGCUCAGCUGGUUAAGCUCAAUCUUAGCCGAACACGCAUCACCGACCACGGACUAAAGCCUUUGAGGCGCAUGCGUCUAAACCAGUUAAACCUGGACGGUUCUGGCGUGACCCACAUGGGCAUUGCCAACCUCAUUGCUUCCUGUCCCAACAUCACCAGUAUCCGGGCAAGCCACACACGGGUCAUCCCCCCCGAACAGGUCUCUGAUGAUGAUGACGACAAUCGGCAGUGAUCUUCCAGUACCUUUCUGUGGACGCUCGGGGUCAGCUAGCGCAGCUCUCUGCGGUCUCAGCCUCUCCCCUGCUGGUGCGAGAGACUUGGCGAAGUCUGGCCGAAGAGAGAACGCAGCUCUUAACUGCACUGCUUCAACAGUGGCUAGUGGCACUAAUCAAUCACAAGUCAACCAUCGCUGUUGAAAUCUUAGGAGGUGGCCUUUUGGAAAACGAGAGCCUGUGAAGGUCUAGACGGGAUUCCCGUUCUUUGUAUUUAACUUAAACUCUCGUUAAUGUUAUCACCUUGAUAAGUAUCUCACAUGAUUGUGCUGUGUACAUCCAGGGGUAGGUUGAACUUGUCCUUUAAUGCUGAUCAUAGGUCAGGUUAGCAUUUUUCCUCAAAACAUUUAUUCUACUAAGGAAUUGGGAAGGCUGACUCUACAUCUCUACAUUCAAGAAACUUUACCCCAGAGUGUAGAACCCCAAAGGUAUAGGUUGCAUGGUAACCUGUCUGAAAAAGGUGAAGUAGCCAUUUGGGAAUAGUCCAGGGAUAUUACUUACACGCAAUGUCACAGCAUGUAUUUAACACAAUGUCCAAGAUAGUUCUGCUUGAAUUCUCAAAUAUUUAAUGCUACAGAGAUUCACAUACUUGCAUAAUCUGACACUGACAAUUUUCCAUGUUGAACAGUUAACUCCAGUUUUACUUAUUUCAUGGAUUGUCAAGAAAUUUAAAUGUCAGCUGGUACAAGCUUAUGCAGGUUUAACAAACAGUUGGGAAACUUUUGGUGAACCAGCUACUGAAAAGCUUAGUGUGAGUGGUUCUGAAGACAGGUUGACAUACAGCAGGAAUCCAAAGUAACUCCCUUAAGAGAUAUAGUUUUGUUUGUCAUGUUAUGUUUCCACAGAGAUGUAAGAGUUUAUUUUCUCAAUGUACAUGGUUUUGCACUGUUUUCCCUACAUUCUCCAAGGAAAAUGCUGAAUUAAUAAAAAGAUGCCUUUUGAAUUUUAA